UUCUUCUCUGCCUCCCUUUCCUAUUAAGAUUUAAGCCUCUCUCUCUUUGGCCCCCAAAACUUUCCCAUAAAGUUCACUCCUCCAUUUGGCCCCCCUCCCAACCCUUUUCCUAUAUACUUCAUUUACUUCAAUUCCCUUGUACAUGCAUAUAUAUAUAUAUAUACACGCAUAGCCUUCAAAUCCCAAAAACAUAUAUAGAACCCAAAUCAAAAUCCGAGGAUAAAGAGAGGGAAAGAAACGAAAUAGGGAGAUAGAGAAAUGGGUUUCUCAAAGGAAGAAAGAUCAAAAAGGGUUUUGAGAGGUGUGAAGACCAUGUUCUUCUUGAUCACCAUGCUUAUUUCUUUGCUGCUUUUCUCAGCUCCUGUUCUUUUGGUUAUAGCGGAUACGCUUCUUCCUUCUGCGCUCCUCUCUGCUUCUCUUUCUCCUCUUCCUCUUUCAUUACAAACUCUCUCUUCUCAUCUGCAGAACUACGACUUUCGGUACUCCUUGAUCGAUAUACCUCUCAUAUCCAUUAUAAGAUCAGCCAUCAUAAUCUGUGUCUAUAGAUUGUGUGAUGGGCCAAGGCUUUCACGAGGGCCGUAUUUGGGAAUCACGACGAUGUGUUCGGUGUUAUCUCUAAUGUUUGUUUCGAUGAAAGCCGCGUAUGUUUUUGGCGUUUCGGGCAGCGAUCGAGGAGGGUAUGUCAGGGCACCGGAAGUAGCGUUGUUCAUAUGCUCUCUGGCUCUGGCUGUAGGGCAUAUCGCCGUGGCCUAUAGAACAAGUUGCAGGGCGAGACGUAAGCUUCUGGUUUACAAAAUUGACAUUGAAGCUGUUUCAGCUUUCAAGAAUGGGAUUUCAAGGUAUCAGAAUAUCUUACAAGAAAGAAAGGGCGAAGCGAACAUAACAACGAAGGAAAUUUCAUUAUAAUAUAUCCAUCCCAUGUUUAUUUGGCUAACCCAAUCCUUUGUAGCCGUGAGAUUUUUCAGCCUUCAAUAUGCAUCUCUUUUUGUACAGAUUCAUUCGAGGAAAACCAGGCUCUUCUGGAGACCCAAGAAUAGAAACUAACUCUAGAUUAAAGCUAGCUAGGCAUUAGUACAACGAUUGGAAAAGUUUUCGAGUCACUAUACAGUACAGAGGCUGUGAUUUCUGCGUUUGUCUUUUAACUUAUGUUGCCUCCUGAUCUCUUCUAGCUAGAAAUGUAUACUCUGUGAACCACACAAUUGAAGUAGUGGGGUGCUUGAUUAUUGAUUACAAAUGGCUGACGUCUCAACUGCAUCAAAAUCGGCAGUACAGUUCCGAAUUAUUGAAAUGUGAACCUUAAAAAUGAGUCGCUCUUAAAAGUAAAAAAGAGGGUGCUCUGUGUUAUUGGAUCGAAGUUUCUUGUAAAAUGAGAAGCUUAUUUAGUCCCCUGCUCCAUUUUCCAAAUGCUGGGCAUUCAAAAGAGCACUGGUCUCUGCUUGAAAUGCAAACAAAGGCUUGGGUUGAAAGUGAGGCCGGGCAAGUUUUACUACCUCCACCAUCAAAGAAUUCGACCAUCCACAGCCCCAUCAUUGCUCAUCCUCUGUUGGCAUGCCUCUAUCUGGAUAUUCUUCUCAAGCCACAAUCUCGGGCGACAAUUCUAGCCCGGGAUCCUCAUUACAUGAGAAUGUGAGAGCAAUCCACUUCUUACUCUGCCAUCGUUCCAUAUUAACUGCCGAGUGUUGGGUAAUGAUUAGAUGUUCACAGAUCAGUAUCAUAAAGAAAUGUGUAUACAGCGUGCGAGUAAGCGUCUUUGGCUUUCAUGCCACAGUACAAGCAUAGUAGUUAAUACCAGGAUAAAUUUUGGAACUCGUUUAAGCUUUUGUGGUAUGCAAAAUUUAUAUGAUUCGUAACUUCUCCAA
Messenger RNA from Carya illinoinensis, 1859 nucleotides. RefSeq lists its product as uncharacterized. The transcript is spliced from 4 exons. Bases 259 to 906 code for a protein of 215 amino acids. NCBI's taxonomy places the organism in Eukaryota, Viridiplantae, Streptophyta, Magnoliopsida, Fagales, Juglandaceae. The record is from RefSeq and is a predicted model, not a curated record.